GACAGUAGAAAUCGCGCGAUGAUUGCGGUAAAACGUAAACAAAAUCAAAAAUUAGAUCGCUUCUAAAGGAGUUAUUUGUUGAUAUUAUGGCUGUGGACGAGAAACUUCGGCAAGUUCGUCAGCAAUUUGAGCAGAAAGGCAUUCGUCUUGAUUCGGAUUGGUUGAGCGGUUGCGUUGAAUUUUUUAUCGAUGAAAAUCCGUCGAUAUCGCCGUGUCAAUUAUUUCAACAGGCACAAGAACAAUGGGAAUUAUCCGAUUUAUGUGAUAGUGGCAUCAAAUGUUUACCCAAUUCCAUUUUUGACAAGAAAGAAAUUCAAAUCAUCAACGGCACAUUUGCACUGCAAUUGCAGUUUUUACUGGAUAUCAGCGAGUCACCGUACGAUCAACUGCAGCGAUUACAAAACAAAGAAACCGAAGUGGCCAAAGAACAACCCGAAUUCAAGCAGAAAAAUGAGAAAUCAAAAAAGAAGCGAAUGUUAAAAUUGGAGCUGACUGAUGGAUUUCGAACCGUUUCCGCCGUCGAAUACAAACCGAUACCGUCGCUGACAACACAGUUGACGCCUGGCCUCAAGCUUAUUGUGACCGGUCCGCUGCGCUGUGUGAAUCACAUUCUGUUUUUGGAAGUGAAGAAUAUUCGCAUUUUAGGUGGUGAAGUAACCACGAUGGCUGUCGAAAAUGCAUAUGAAAAUAUUCUACGGAAAUCGCUGAAUCAGCCAAUCAAUCCGAAUCCAAACACCGAAUAUCAAGAAGCACCAGUGACCACCGACACACAAUCAAAUCGACUGAACAAUAUGCCCUCAAUACCAAUGACAGCGGCCAGUUCGGCCAUUCAAUCGAAUGUGAUUUCUUCAGCUGGAAAUUUGAACACGUUGGAUGAUUUUCCGGAUGAUGAUUUUCUGAACGAUAUCGAUAUUGAUCAAAUUGCAUCACGAGCAGUGGCAGCUCCUGCUGAAACGUCGACAGCUCGACAAAAUCCAGAUAACACAAUACCACCGAUGCGAAGAAAUACGCUUCUAUUUGAUGAUAUGGACGACAACGAUUUCUUGAACAUUGACUCAACGAUUGAACAAGCAAAUGCAGCACCUCAAAACCCUCCAACACCGUCACACAAUUUUGACACACCAUCAGCAUCCGCCGAGCUGAUAACCGAAUCCGAACUGCUCAACAUUUCGGACGAUCCGAUGAUUGAUGCGGAAAAUUAUCGAUUCAAAAUUCGCGGUUUGAACUUGGUCACCGUCAAACAAUUGAAUGAAUGUUCGGCGGAGAAUCGUAAACGAAGAAAGUACUUCAUAGUGAAAGCAUCGAUUCAUGAAGUCUUUCAAACUGCUCGAGUGGGAAAAAACCAUCAAUGGAAAUUGAGUGCUCUAAUUACCGAUCCAUUGUCACAAAAUGAAACGUUAAAAGUGGCAUUUAGCUCAGAUGUAAUGGAUAAAUUGGCCGGUGUGAGUGGCCGUGAAUUACAUCAACUUUUUGCAUUGCGAGACGAACGACCACAAGUGCAAGAAGAAAUUGGCGCAAUCUUAGAACGGUUAAGCGAAAAGUUAGACGAUAUGUAUAUGUUCAUGAAAAUUCAAUGUGACACAGAUCAACCAGUCGUUGUCGAAUUAAUCAAUGCAGCUCCGGUGCUGGAUCGAAAAUUACAGGAAAAAGUCCAAUAUGAACGAUUGAGUUGAAUAAAAGAUGAUGAUUUGCUGAAAGGAGGAAAUCAACUGGAUUUUGUUGACGUUUCAUUACAUACGAUUCAAUCGUUUGUGCUAUAAAUUUUCUGCUGUUGUGUUGGCUGAUUUGUUUUAAUCGUUGUAAAUCAAAGUGAGGAAGAAGUAGAAACUGAGGGUUCCAGGAACACUGAAUUGUCCAACGAGGAAUUUAAAUAUAAUUUUUGUAUUCCGCAUCAUUAUACAAAUUUUUUUUAUCAUAAUAAAUCUUCGAGGAAAACUCAAAGGGAAAGAAAAGAGAAAAAAAAUGCAUUUUUCUUUUUUAUAAUUUUAAAUUCUUUAUUUACAGUCUUAUUUCAAAUAAAAUGAGAGCGACAUCGCAGUUUUUCGACAUUAAUAGAAUUUAUGAGCAAUGUUUUUUGUUUGUUUGUUUGUCUCGUAUGUGUUCGACGAUUUCAUGUCAAUGAAAUACACUUAUCGACUACAUGACAGAAAUCGCGA
This is a messenger RNA of Sitodiplosis mosellana (orange wheat blossom midge), 2156 nucleotides long. Its product is annotated as recQ-mediated genome instability protein 1-like. Gene Ontology annotation, biological process: resolution of meiotic recombination intermediates; double-strand break repair via homologous recombination. Gene Ontology annotation, molecular function: nucleotide binding. The transcript has 4 exons. Gene Ontology annotation, cellular component: RecQ family helicase-topoisomerase III complex; nuclear body. Lineage: Eukaryota; Metazoa; Arthropoda; Insecta; Diptera; Cecidomyiidae. Bases 87 to 1673 code for a protein of 528 amino acids. The record is from RefSeq and is a predicted model, not a curated record.